AUGAGGGACGUUAGCACGGUGCCCGACGAGUGUUCGAAGAUGUUCGACGCCUCGGUGCAGGAAGUGAACGGGAAGGGCCCGAGGAAGAGGAAAAAGUCGCUGGAGCGCACCUUCGAUAAAGAGCAACCGGAGGAGUUGAACGGCGAUGUCGCGGAGGCGCCUCCCGAGAACGGGGUGGCGGGGAGCCCUGGGGACAGCGUGGAACUGCUGCACUGGCGCGACAUGCCGAAGCACCUGCAGUUCAACCCGUACGUGCUCACCGGCUACCGGCCACUCCAGGACUGGGGCGGGUGCGUCCGGAGCCUCUUCUAUUUCCACAACGAGACUAUCAACAUCCUCACUCAUGGAGUAUCCCUUGUCUACAUGAUGUUGGUGCUGCCUGGUCUGUUGCCGUGGAGUGGGGGAGGUGGUGCCGCCUGGUUCCUCUCGCUGUGCCACCUCCUCGGGGCCCUGGCGCCCUGGUGCGGCUCCUUCCUGUACCACCUCUUCAUGAAUCACACGAGCGGCGCCGGCCUCUACCACCGCCUGUUGCAGCUGGACAUGCUGGGGAUAUGGGUCAGCCAGAGCAUUGGUGCAAUCCCAAUGGUGACCGCAACCGUGUACUGCGCGCCAACUUUGCUUCGAUAUACUGCACUCGCCGUAUACUGCCUCGGGAGUCUUCUCGGUCUUUAUAAAGCGAUGCGCGCGUGGUCGCCUUGGGAGCGACGCCUCUGCUUCGCUGCGCCGUUCUGCAUGAGGCUUUUGUUGGCUGGCGCGAGAGCGGCGCGGCUCGGCGGCGGUGACCCCCACGCUAUCCUACACGUGUUCCUACAAGACGCGGUAUCACUGGGAGGCGGUGUUAUUGGCGCCAUGCACAUCCCGGAGAAGUGGUUCCCGGGAGCAGUGGACCGUUGCCUCAACUCGCACAACAUCAUGCACGUGCUAGUAGUGCUGGCUGUGUACUCCAUGCAUCAAGUGACCACUCUGGACUUGGCGUGGAUGUCCCGCGUGGACUGCGGCGCCCCGCUGCGCCAGCUC
Messenger RNA from Iphiclides podalirius (scarce swallowtail), 1017 nucleotides. The record is from the annotation of a GenBank genome assembly. Lineage: Eukaryota; Metazoa; Arthropoda; Insecta; Lepidoptera; Papilionidae.